This is a messenger RNA of Thlaspi arvense, 1490 nucleotides long. NCBI's taxonomy places the organism in Eukaryota, Viridiplantae, Streptophyta, Magnoliopsida, Brassicales, Brassicaceae. The record is from the annotation of a GenBank genome assembly.
UCUAAACGCAAUAAAAAAUAUAAUCGAUCGAUGGCUAGCAACAGUAAUGACAACCGCGACACAAAUGAAAGCAUUUGGCGGUUCAAAGGAAACGGCGCAACGAGUGAUGCAGCUGCGGUAACGUUGAGAAAGCUCGUCUUUGGAAUGUUUAAGAACUGCAACUUAAACAGUGGAAAGACCAUUUUGCCCUCCACCACUAAAAGCUUCAAAACUUGCCCUGAAGCGGAGGAAGCUGUGGCUGCAGCGGUCCGCUCCGGCAUGGCCAACUCUUAUGCCCCUAGCCCUGGAAUUUUCAACGCUAGAAGAGCGGUGGCAGAUUAUCUAAACGGAGAUCUUCCGACUAAGUUAAGUCCGGAAGACGUGUAUAUCACCGGCGGAUGCAACCAAGCGAUAGAGAUCUUAAUGGAUAGUCUUGCUGGAAACCCAUCAGCCAACAUUCUGCUUCCAAGACCAGGCUAUCCUCACUACGAUGCUCGUGCUGUUUAUAGCGGCGUGGAGGUACGCAAAUACGAUCUCCUCCCGGAAAGAGAUUUCGAGAUCGAUCUGAACGAACUUGAGGCUGUUGCCGAUGAGAAUACCGUUGCAAUGGUUCUCAUCAACCCGAACAACCCAUGUGGAAACGUCUACUCCUACGAUCAUCUUAACAAGGUUGCGGAGAUGGCUAGGAAACUCGGUAUAAUGGUUAUAUCCGACGAAGUAUAUGAUCAUGUUGUAUUUGGAGACAUGCCCUUUGUUCCCAUGGGGAUUUUCGCAUCGAUAGUUCCAGUGAUCACGCUCGGAUCCAUAUCCAAAGGAUGGGUCGUCCCAGGCUGGAGAAUCGGCUGGAUCACCAUGAACGAUCCUAAUGGCAUUUUUAGAUCUACAGGGGUAGUUCAAGCAAUAGAGGAUUGUCUUGAUUUAACUCCACAGCCUUCAUUUAUUCUUCAGGAAGCACUUCCUGAUAUAUUGGAGAAAACACCUAAAGAGUUCUUCGCCAAGAAGCUCAAAGCCAUGAGACGCAACGUAGAGCUUUCAUGCGAGAGACUCAAGGACAUUCCAUGUCUCUCUUGCCUCAAGAAACCUGAAUCUUGUUCUUACUUAUGGGUAAAACUUGACACAUCGAUGUUGGAUAAUAUCAAAAGUGAUUUUGAUUUCUGCACGAAGUUAGUCAGUGAAGAGAGUCUUGUCCUUGUACCAGGAGUGGCUUUAGGUGCAAAGAAUUGGGUGAGGAUAUCGAUCGGAACCGAAGAAUCAGAGUUAGAGGAAAUAUUUGACAGAUUAAAAAGUUUCUAUGGUCGUCAUGCCAUUUCCAAACACUCUACCAAACUCAAUGGUUAUGCCAAUAAUCAGAGAGUCGUCUCUGUAAUCUAAUUGUUAUCAACAUCAGAUUUUCUAUUUAUAUAUAUCCUUGUAACAUCAGAUUUUCUGUUUAUAGGCUUGAUACGUUUUUUGAAUUAUAAGCCUUAUUGCUGUAAAAAAAAAUAAAAAAAUUUAUAAGAAGGGUUCUUAAA